Molecule: messenger RNA, 1101 nt
Organism: Chenopodium quinoa (quinoa)
Lineage: Eukaryota; Viridiplantae; Streptophyta; Magnoliopsida; Caryophyllales; Amaranthaceae
Product: 2Fe-2S ferredoxin-like
Exons: 8
Coding region: 227-778 (183 amino acids)
Biological process (GO): P450-containing electron transport chain
Cellular component (GO): mitochondrion
Molecular function (GO): 2 iron, 2 sulfur cluster binding
Source: RefSeq, a predicted model, not a curated record
AAAUUGGUCAAACGUUUAAUAGAGCUCAAUAAGCUAAAAGCUUUCUAAAAAGCUAUCUCCUUCCUCAUUUUUCCCUUUGUAGUUUGUAGCAUUCCACGUUUACGCUGCUCUCCUCUCUCUACCAUUGUAGCGUACUCUGAAUCUUCUAUUUGAGCGGCUUCUAAGCUUUCUCUCCUCCAUUGAAGCAGCUUCUCAGAUUGAUAGUGCUUAAUAAUCUUCCAAGAUUAUGUGGGUUUCUAGAAUUUCAAGUUUUGGAGCUCAGGCAAUCAAGAAAUUGACUCAAGGGCAAUUAUCACAUAUACAAAGAACACCAUACCUAUAUGCAUCUUCAAGCAGGAUGGAGACUUUGCUUCAGCUUCCCCCACAGACGCAUCGAUAUUUUUGUACCACUGAUUCCAGCAAAGAUGGAAAUGAGGAGCAACAAAUAAAUGUGACAUUUGUUGAAACAGAUGGUUCGGAGAAACAGGUUAAGGUUCCGAUAGGCACAAGCAUGCUAGAAGCUGCUCAUUCGAAUGACGUUGAGCUAGAAGGAGCAUGCGAGGGAUCCUGUGCAUGUUCCACAUGUCACGUUAUAGUAAUGGAUGUGGACUACUACAACAAACUGCCAGACCCAUCUGAUGAAGAAAAUGACAUGUUGGAUCUCGCCUUUGGGCUUACAGAAACGUCUCGCCUUGGUUGCCAAAUUGAAGCAAAGCCUGAACUAGAUGGAAUUCGCUUGGCUCUGCCUGUGGCCACCAGAAAUUUUGCAGUUGAUGGAUAUAAACCAAAACCACACUAGAUUGUUUUAUGACCCCGAUAAAGAGGUACAAAGGCAUAGUGCAGCUUUAGUUGGACAUUACCAAUGAGUAGAAUAGAGAUACAUCAGGCAUGCCGUGUCUGAUAAUUUAUUUCUUGCUAAACCGACAAGUGGUUAUUCAUUGGAAGUGUAAUAGAGUGAAUGCCCCGUUGUAUUUUGUAACAUGAGGCUUGGUAGCAUACAGCUAUAGAGCUAUACCAAUUUUGCUGAAUAAUGGCUACUGGAGAAAGUACCAUAAAGAAUCGUUGAGUUUCUGCAUGUACAAACCUACCUAAGAUAUCACUCAAUGGAAAAUUUUCUCAAAA